GGGGUAUAUAAAGCCGUCUCCUGCCCACGCCGUACAUCAGUCAAGCGACGACCACCCAUGAGCUUCACUCGGGAGACGGUCAAGAUUCCAAGCGUCGAUCGGGGCGUAAACCUCGAUGUCUGGCUCUACAAGCCGGCUCGUCCCGCGCCUUUUCCUGUUAUAGUAGCUGGACCAGGCUUGACGGUUGUCAAAGCAGCAGGCUUCCAGCCUUUUGGUGAACGCUGGGCAGAAGCUGGCUAUGCGUCUCUCAUCCUGGACUUUCGGUUCUUUGGUGACUCAGAUGGCGAACCGAGGAAUUUGGCUGUCAUAAAGAAGCAGGUUGAGGAUUAUCGAUCCGUUCUUCAAUGGGCGAGGCAGCAUCCAGAGUUAUUCAAUCUUGACAAGAUCGUGGUGAUGGGAAGUGCGUCGAGUGGGCUCGUUAUGGCGACUUUGGCGAUUGAGGAGCCUGGGUUGGCAGGUGCUAUGGGACAUUGUCCAUUGAUGGAUGGAUAUGCAACGCUGAUGGCUGGAGAACCAAAACCAAGGUUACUGUUCUGGGCUGCCGUCGACUGGAUACGUUCAAAAAUCGGUCUAUCACCACUCUUCAUUAAGUGUGCAGGAAAUCCGGGAGAGCUUGCUUUACUUGACACUCCUAGUGUAGCUCCAGGAUUCGAAUUCAUGUUUGCGCAGAGUGGCAAACCUUUCGCAGAAUAUCCAAAUACGAUCGCACCUCGAUUCUCUUUCGACCUGCUUUCAAGCAGACCAGGUGCAAAAUUGAAAGACGCAAAAUGCCCUGUUCUUGUUGUGGCUAGUAAGGAAGAUGAUAUGAUCCCUUUGGCUGUUACGAGAAAACUUGUGGAGCAAGCAGACGGAAAAGUUAGGCUGGUUGAAGCACCCGGAACCCACUUCGAUAUUCUCCACGGAGGAAAAGGCUUCGACGUGAACAUCAAUGCUCAGCUUGCAUUUCUGCAAAGCUUGCUCUGAUUAUCUCUGCUAUGAACAAGUUAUGCCAAAGUCUGGCUAGUAUUUGCAACUCGGUCUCACACCGACGUUGCCAGUUUUGCUUCAUCGUAGGUAUCACACGGUUAAGCUGUGUUCUUUUAUUGGAUCCAUGCUCUUUUUUUCCCUUCUUUGUUGUAUCCGUGAUCUCUCGUUCUCUUUCUUCUUUCGCGGGAUACUACGCCUUCGUAUUGUAUGUAAACUAUGAGACGUCUAGUAUAAAUGCAGCUUUUUCUACAUCGC
This is a messenger RNA of Fomitiporia mediterranea MF3/22, 1221 nucleotides long. Its product is annotated as alpha/beta-hydrolase. The coding region runs from base 58 to 963 and encodes 301 amino acids. Gene Ontology annotation, molecular function: hydrolase activity. The record is from RefSeq and is a predicted model, not a curated record. Lineage: Eukaryota; Fungi; Basidiomycota; Agaricomycetes; Hymenochaetales; Hymenochaetaceae. The transcript is spliced from 6 exons.